GCUAAAUUACCAACAAAGCCAUGGACAGGCUGGGAUCACGGUGCCCUCUGCCAGGCUACUCGCGGCCUUCUGUCCUCAUAUGCUUUCUGAUCCUGGCAACUUCUUUUCUGAUGUACCCCAUGCUCAGGACCCUUAGCCUACAGCUUCACUCAGCCAUCACCGGCAGCUAUAUCUCUGGCACACACUCCAUCGUCUUUGUCAACUGUCCCAACGAGCAAAUUGCUAGAGACAUUGCCAGGGGCAUACUGGAUAAGAAACUGGCUGCCUCUGUGAACAUCUUGCCCAAGACAUCUUCACUUUUUUUAUGGAAGGGAGAAAUAGAAGAAGCCACUGAGGUCUUAUUGUUAAUAAAGACAAAAACUUCCAAGGUCCUCAUGCUGUCUGGCUUUAUCAGGUUGGUGCAUCCUUUUGAAAUCCCAGAGGUCUUCAGUCUUCCCAUGGACCAAGGAGAUGUGCACUAUUUAAAGUGGCUUGAGGAGGGCAUGGAGGAAGACUGAGUAGGGAAGCUUCUGGUGCGUGCUGCUGGCUGCCUCUAUCCCUCAGCUGCUGAACUCUGGCUGCAAGGCCACCUUCAGCUCACAGUGGGACUCCCAUGGUCAAGACACUGAUUCCAACCCAUGCUGUCGUCUGAACUCCCCUAGAAGCUGGAAGCACCCCCAGGCACUUCCUUCCUUCCAACACUGGCUGCAUGGCCCUGAGCUGCAGAGGCAGUUCACACCCAGGCCUGUUCUUGGGGACUGUCUGCUGGGAGGCACAAGGCCUCGUACUGAGGAGUAGACUGUGCCUGGGUCCCAAUGUAUGUGAAUGUGAAGGGGCAGCCUCUCGAUGUACUCUGGGCCCUGGUUACACACGGAGCAGAAGAACAGGCUCAUUGAGGCAUUGUGUGCAGGCCUCAUGGAACCACUGCCUGCAUCGAUAACACUGCAGCAUCCGCAGAUACCAUCUGGAGAGGAAGAAGAAACACGGUCAGCCAUGUUCACAAUUAGGCAUGAGGCUCAGCAGCUGUGACCUCCACCCAAAGAGAAGGAAGGGAACUCCCAGAUACUAAGCACUCAGACUGUGCCUGGAGGUUCUGGGAGCCAGGCGUAUGCCACUUCGUUGGACCUUACCAUCUGGCCGAAGAUGAACAUUGCCCCCAUAUUACAGAUGAGUUAGAGAAUAAAUGGCUUGCUCAAGGUCACUCAGAACGUGGAGGAUGGUGACUCAAAUCCUGGUUUCCUCAAUUUCAAAGCCCGUGUUCUUCCUGCCAUGCCAUAUCAGAGCCCCCACCUCUGGCCUGUGUUUGUUCCCCAAACAUCACAGACAUCCUGAGAGACUCAUGGAAGAAUAAUGGUUCCUGUAAAGCUGCAUGGGGGCAGGCCUACACCUAUUGUUUCUCACCUGGUACUGUAACUACCCCAUUAAGGCUAUUCAACAAUUAGUAUCUGGUUGUGAAUGAAGGGCAAAAAGAUAUUCCCUUAACAGCCAACAUUCUGCACUUUGUCAGGUGUGGUCCAGGGUAACCUGCAGGUUCCUUGGUCCACUUCAGACCUUUGCAAUCUUUGGGGAAGCCUCCAGGAGAUGCAUCCUUAGC
Messenger RNA from Marmota flaviventris (yellow-bellied marmot), 1573 nucleotides. The record is from RefSeq and is a predicted model, not a curated record. Lineage: Eukaryota; Metazoa; Chordata; Mammalia; Rodentia; Sciuridae.